This is a messenger RNA of Micropterus salmoides (largemouth bass), 3647 nucleotides long. RefSeq names its product SERTA domain-containing protein 4-like. Gene Ontology annotation, cellular component: nucleus. The record is from RefSeq and is a predicted model, not a curated record. The coding region runs from base 513 to 1673 and encodes 386 amino acids. The transcript has 4 exons. Lineage: Eukaryota; Metazoa; Chordata; Actinopteri; Centrarchiformes; Centrarchidae.
GCUGCGAGCCUGGUGUUGUUUUCUCCACCGCACAUUCAUUGCCAACUGUCAACCGAGGCGAAACGGCGUGAGCUGCGCGGGACCUUCUGCAUGGGAACCCACCCUGAAUGGACUACCAUAGCACCAAAAGAACCCCAAGCCCACCUUUGUAUUUCACUGAGGAAAAGAAAAACAACAGCUGUCUACAUUUGCCACUGAGGAAAGCGCGUAGGGAUGCUUUGCGCGGGUAUAGUGAGAGCUACGCGCGCGCUUAAUGGUUAGUAUUUAGACAAGUAGCUAAUUAACUAGUAAUUACGUAAGUGGUAUUUAAACCGCCAGUGUGUUUCUUGUCUGCUGCUAGUAGGCUAAAAUUAGAACAACGCGCUGCCAACGGAAGACACGGUAGUAUUUAUUCAGUAGGAGUUUUUCAUAUUUCAUCAACGCGCCUUGGAUUUCAGUCGUUGUCACAAAGCAAGUGUGGAGCCGAGGAAGAGGUCAGAACAAUUCAAGACAGACCUGACUGGAAGAGAGAGAUGACCCUAGUUUUGUCCAUGAAUCCUUUCCUGGACCCAGAGGGAGACCCUCCGCUCUCCCCAUACCAGCCCAUAUGGGAAUCGGAGCGUUGCACAAAGACCUGCCUGUCGAACCCUGCCCCGCCAUGCAGCUCUGAAGAGCAAUUUACACAAGAACCCCCCUACAGGCGAGUUCCUGAUCAUGUUUCAGUAUCGAGGAUCGCAUACUUCAAGAGGAAGUUUGUUGACGAUGAUGAGGAGCCUUCCUUCAGUUUCAGGACGUACUGCCAGACGGUUGCUCCGGUUUUGGAGGAGCGUGCACAUGUGCUGCGCCUCUCCCUGGAGAAGAUGCGAUUUAUCGACGACCCUGAGGCUUUUCUCCGACGCUCCGUCCUUGUUAACAACCUCCUCCGGCGCCUGCGAGCGGAGAUCCUUCUCCAGAGCACUGACUGGUGCUUCCCACCCAACCCAGCUUUUACCACGGGCCCCUGCAUCCCAUCACCCAGUACUAACUCCGGUCACCAGACACUCCACGGAGCAGUACCCGCCCGGAUCUGCUUAACGCCACAAGCCGGACCGCCCCUCCGUAAGCGCUUCCGAAUGGUUCGUGGAGGACAGGGGGAUCUACGCCCUGACUGUUCCCAGGCAUGCUGCUGCAUCUACGCAGCGGCAGCCGCUGCAGGACACUACCUCCACCUCCCGUUCUCCAUGUAUGAUGCAGCACUCUCAACCUGCCCGUCCACAUCACACGCCUCUUCCUUUUUUCAGCUAGCUAGUCAUAGUAAGUUAGGGCUGACAGUGGCCAUAGAAGGACAUGAUGAUGAGGAUGAAGAUGUUGAGGAAGAGGAGGAAAAUGAAGAAGAAGAGAGGGAAGAGGAGGAGGAGGAGGAGGAGGAGGAAGAGGAGGAUGAAGAAGAAGAUGAUGAAAGAAGACAUGCUGGGCCUUCCCUUGGUGUUGCUAAGGACAAGUCCAGCCAGAAAAGUAGGACUAGGACCUUGCUGGGUCAUGCACAUACAAGGACAGGAGAGGACAGCUGCAUGACAGAUAGGGUAGAAGAGGAGGAGGAGGGAGAAGAGGAGGAAGAGGAGCCGGUUGUGAGACCUCGUCAGUGGGACUCUACUGCUACAGAAAGGGAGCUCCACAAGGUCAGCUUUUGGCACCGCAGGGCUCACAGACAAUAAAAAUGACUUCCAACUCUUAACUCUGUUUAAAUGAAAAUGUAAUGAUGACGACAACUGUCAUCAGUUGAAGAUUAUUUCUCCUCAUAGCAGAUGAAGGUGUGAGCUACCUACACUAUAGUAAUGACAAGUCAGCUUUAUUUUAAUGGUCUAAUAUACUCCAAGGUGGCACACAGACAAACUCCAUUUAACUCUAUUGCUCGUGUUAUGGUUAAAAUAAAAAAAUACAGUUCUGGGCCACUGAUGGCACUGGGGGAAAAAAUUAAAAAGGCUAAGGUCAAAUAUGGUGGGAUCUUAAGUGAAGUGAAGCUUGCUAUUGCACUGUCUCCAAGACCAUUUCCAAGCCCCACAGCACAAAACUAAAGGUCUCAAAUGGGGCUUUAUAUUGGUGCAGCGGUCUCGUUUUAGGACCCUAAACAAGCCUAUGAAAUAAAGGCUGGUAGAUUUAGGAGUGUGUGCUUCUGUGCAUAUAUAUGUGUGUGUGUGUGUGUGUGUGUGUGUUUGCAAGAUAUGAUGUAGCAUUUAAAAACUUGAUUUUAAGUUCUUUUUUUUAAACUUAGGUUACACGUAAUUACGUGUGCCUGUUGAUUUUGACGCUGUCUCAGGCAAUGGCAAUGCUGCAGUGGCAGCACAAUGUGUAUUCCUAACCUAUUUUAAGAGACAACAAUCAUAAACAUUGGAAAUGGUUAAUCGCAAUUUUCAAGUGCCUUAGUGUUUUUAUAGAUACAUGUAUAUUGUGUGUUAAUGUAAUUGUUCUUGUUACUAGUAGAAAUCUUGCAUUCCAAGUGACUGCAUUUGACUAAAACAGGACAGGCAUGUAAUUAAAUGCUGGGUUUCUAUCAAAUGUCUAUGAAAUUUCAAAGCAAACUAAAUUCUGUUUGCCUUUACUUCAAAAUGCAUGUUUUCUAGAACUACCUGUCUUGACAAUGCCCAAACUUAAAGUCAACUUUCAUGGACAGUUGCUAAAUCCUUGAGAAGCUAUGUGUGUUCAAAGUCUCAUUUACAUUAGCUAGAUUCAACCAGAAAAGGCUCGUUGUGGUUUGGUUGGUCUGUCCGUUUAUGGGGUUCUACCAAAAGUAGUUUGAAUCCAAAAAACAAUCAAAGGGAUCUCACCUCUACAGCUCACUAAUUAACACGUUAUGUCUCUUCCUGGUGUCUCUACUGGUUGCUCAGCAACCAGGAUGUUCCUGUUGCCCGGCCAAGAAAUAGUAAAACCACAAUGUGUCAUUUUUACGCUUUGGGUGUAAAUGUGACACACUGUGGUUCGGAUUUGACAAACAAGAUAUAACGUGUUGAUUAGUGAGCUUUAGAGGCGGUGGCAGGCAGAUGUUUUUUACCUUUGGACAAGCCUCUGCCAGAUGUUUCCUCCUGUUUUCAAGCAAACUGGCUGCGGACCGUGAUAGUGAUGUCUUUUCAAUCAAGGAUGGAUACAACACAAAACCACUUCUAAUCUAGGUAUAUGAGCAUUUCUUUCAUGACGGCAUGAUCAGUGGUUUCUUGUUUGUUGCUGUGUGAAGAUUAGGGUCCUCACACUGAUGGCAAACCCAAACCAAAGUUGUUAAAAAAAAUGGAACGAUUCUAUCAGUUAGUCGUGUUUUCUUUUUUUGUGAUGUACCUUGAGGUACGAGAAUUGGAUGGUCUCAGUUGGUUUGUUAGGUGGAGUGAUUCCUGCCUGGCCCCUUCUUGUUUCCUGAUGUAUAAAAUAGCAGUUUGCGUCAUCAAAGACUGUUUUGGCAUCAGUGACAUGUCUACAACUAGACCAGCCUAUUUCGUUUUCACUUCUCUAAACCCUAAAUGAUCAUCGGUGGUAUUUUUUAAAGAAGAAAAAACUUGACAAAGCAAUAUAUGUUUCUGAGACAAGAACAUGUAACUGCAUUGUCUGUAAUUAAAAACAACAAAAGAGCAAGUCUGCUCCGAUAAGUCUAUGUGAUGUUCUGUGACAAGUGUAAAGAUCAGUAAAAGAAAUGUGGAAAAAAA